Molecule: messenger RNA, 843 nt
Organism: Desarmillaria tabescens
Lineage: Eukaryota; Fungi; Basidiomycota; Agaricomycetes; Agaricales; Physalacriaceae
Product: GNAT family acetyltransferase
Exons: 1
Coding region: 55-630 (191 amino acids)
Molecular function (GO): acyltransferase activity, transferring groups other than amino-acyl groups
Source: RefSeq, a predicted model, not a curated record
UAAUUCACUCAAAGAGCACAUGGUCCUGCAAAUCACUGAUAACGAUUGACCGCCAUGACUGACCCCAACUUCCGCAUCGAAACCGAUCGUCUAUAUAUCUCCUACUGCCUUCCCACUUCCCCCACUCACUGUGCAUUCCUCGUUCAACUUUAUAACUCGCCCUCCUUCAUUGCCACUUGUGGUAACACGGGCAUCACCACUACAGAACAAGCGAAAGCCUUCAUCGAAAAGCGCUUCGUAGCUACUCACGCCCGGCACGGGCACGGCCAGUACUUGGUCUCGCUCAAGGAGACCUCAAAACAUGUUGGAAUUGUGAGCCUAAUGAAGGGCGAUUCACCCGAACAGUCGUAUCCCGUACCCGACGUGGGAUUUGCUAUGCUCCCCGAGGUGUCUGGGCAGGGAUAUGCGACGGAAGCCGCUAGGAAGCUACUCGACUAUGCUUCAGAGGUGUUGGGCGUUAAAGAGGUUUUUGGGUUCACCGACGCUAAGAAUACUGCGAGCCGACGAGUUCUUGAGAAGCUGGGAUUAGAAGAUCGUGGGGUGCAUCUACUGCGAGUGUUCAAUUUUGAGGCUAGUUCCGUAUACACCUCACCGAGUAUGGUGGAUCUGAAGGCGUACGGCAUCGAGUAGUUCAACUAGAUAAAAAAAGCCUUUUUUUUGUUUCAAGAACAUUGAAGUAGUAGGAAAUUCUGUCUGCGUCUCUUGCACCACGGCUAGCAACCUUUCAAGCUAGUAUAUCAAGAAAACUUUCUCCCGCUCCCAGCAGCUGUCCAACUUUGAAGCUAUUACCCGAGGCCCUCAUGACCCAGGAUUGAGGUAGCGAAAAUGAAGCCAGCUUCCUUC